Molecule: messenger RNA, 4272 nt
Organism: Sphaeramia orbicularis (orbiculate cardinalfish)
Lineage: Eukaryota; Metazoa; Chordata; Actinopteri; Kurtiformes; Apogonidae
Product: rho family-interacting cell polarization regulator 1-like
Exons: 25
Coding region: 274-3486 (1070 amino acids)
Molecular function (GO): protein binding
Source: RefSeq, a predicted model, not a curated record
UUACUGCGGGCUCGGUGUGGAUAUUCUACCUCUGUGUGUUUGGAACUGAACGAACUGAAAGAAUGUGGUGGAUUUUAUUUCUUGAUAGAUACCGUUAACGUUACUAAUGGACUGACAGACGUGGACCCGGAGCUGUCCGUUCCGUGCCGGUCCGGUCUGUGGAUCAGGACCAGAUUUUUUCAAGUGGUGCAGAAGAGGAACUCGAGCACUGCAGUGAAACAUGACGUUUGGUGGAUCCAUUACUUGGAAUAGCAGAAGACCCACACAGCUGCCAUGUACAGUGGAUAUGGAGGAAGUCCAUCCAGAACUCUGUCCACCAUGUCGCUGUCUGUUCGCCCUGUCAGACGCUUCUCCUCCAAACCCAUCACUAGGAGCCAGAGCUUCACUGGAGUCAAUAGUAACAACAGGUCAUACAGGAAUCUGUCAGUGUUCAGUACUCCAGGUCUGAACAGGAAGCCCAGCAGAGCUAGCAGGAUGUUUACCAUGUCCAACAAGUCCAACCCCCCACCCAAAGUUCCUCAGCCAGAGCGUCUGGAUAAGGUCUACCAGGCCCUAAAGAAAGGCCUUCAGUCAUACUUGCAGGCCCAUCAGAUGGACUUGGACAACCUCAACCGACAGAUGAAGGAAUCCAAAAGGAAUUCUCGAUUGGGUUUCCUAUAUGAACUGGAUAAGCAAGUGAAGUUGACAGAGAGAUUCAUCAGAAGAUUGGAGUUCCACCUUAGUAAGAUUGAGGAGCUUUAUGAAGCCUACUGCCUGCAAAGGAGGCUCAGGGAUGGAGCCAACAAGAUGGUGAAGGCUUUCACAGCCUCACCCACCAGCAAAGACGCCAAAGAGAGUCUAGCAGAGGCCAGUAAAGGGUACAAAGAAUACACAGAGAACAUGUGUAUACUGGAGAGUGAGUUGGAGAACCAGUUAGGAGAGUUUCGUAUUAAAAUGAACGGUCUAGCUGGAUUUGCUAGACUGUGUGCUGGUGACCAGUAUGAGAUCUUUAUGAAGUAUGGUCGACAGCGGUGGAAACUCCGUGGCAGAAUUGAAAUCAAUGCUAAGCAAGUGUGGGACGGUGAAGAGAUGGUGUUUUUGCCACUUAUCAAUGAGUUCCUCUGUGUUAAGGUAACAGAGCUGAAGAGCUUAGCCAAUCACGUGGUUGUUGGAAGUAUUUCUUGUGAGACCAAGGAUCUGUUUGCUGCACUUCCACAGACGGUUGCCGUGGAUAUUAAUGACUUGGGGACCAUUAAGUUGAGUCUUGAGGUCACUUGGAAUCCAUUUGAUAAAGAUGACCAAGGGUCUGUGGCGAGCACUGUCACCAAAGCUCCUUCUAUCAGUAAGAGAUUCUCCACCAUUUUCAACCAGAGUCCUCCAGACACGCCAUCUCUACGAGAACAAGCCUUCUAUAAUAUGCUUCAGCGUCAUGACCAGUUAGACAGUGGCAGAGCCUGGUCAAAUUCAUCUGAGUCAUCUGAUGACUCCUCUAGUCCUCAGCUGACCGUUGGAGGAACAUGUAGCUCAGCACAUCAUAAGUCAGUGCUCAUGACGCAAGAGCUCCAGUCAACUGUAACAGGAAGUUCCUGCUCCCAGUCCAGUGUCUCAAUUUGUCCCAGACACUCAGUAUCUUCCACUCCAGAUUCAGUUAGUGCUAUUACUGAGCGAGUCAACACAUUGGAACAGGAACCAGAGAGCAGCAGGGCAGUAGACAAGGCAGUGGUCGGUAUGAUGACACAAACUCACGCUGAGGAUGGUGAUGAAGGGAAACCAUCUCCCAUGGCGGCAGUGGAUGAGACGGUGAUGGGCAACAGCCAAACCCACAGCUACUCACGCUCUCUGAGUCACAUUAGUGAAAGCAGCAUUGAUGAUGUUAUGGUAAUGGACAGGUCAGCCAGCAAAUCAGGGGUGGUCAUGUCUUUGACAUCUGGGAUUUCCAUUAAUGACAUAGCACUGGAGAUACCUAUCAGAGCUCCUGAAUCGCCCAGUAGCCUUUCAACAAGGCCCAAAACUAAUGAAAACAGACCUGAUGAUGUCACAACAUCGAAUCAACAGCCAAUCGAAGACACUGUGUCACAGAGGAAGGCACAACCACAGCUACAGCAUCACAGUCCAUCAGACAGCGCUGAUGGCACAUAUGUGGCCCGAUGGAUGACCGUGGAAGAGGAAACAGAGGGGGCAGCAGCUGAUGGAGUGUGUGAAGAGGGUGAAUGGACUAUGAACGACAUACUGGAGGACGUUCUGAUGGCCGUCAUGUCCUCUCUUGGCGAUUACAGAGGACAGUUCCCUGAACUACAGUUACUGGAACAAGAGCUGAAGCUGCUGCACGUCACACUGAAGGGCGGCAGACGUUCUCCCAGUGUGGUCAGCCUCACUGUGGAAACAGCUCUGGGUAGCUUUGACUUUCUCAACACAUCUGACUGGGAGGAAGAAGAGGAAGAACGGAGUGAGAAGGGGAGGAGAAAUGACAGGUCUGUGCAGGGCAGAGGAUGGAAAAGCUCCUCCCCUCUCACCACUGGGUGCAGUGCUCUUGACCGCUGCCUGGUGGUUCAUCUGCAGAAUUGCAGUUCACAGCUGCUGCGUCUGGGUGUGUUUGGUCCUCUUCGUUGUGCAGAAAUGUACGCCUUAGACACACUGUUAAGGGAAGCUCGAGUUCUGGGCAUGAUUCGACACAUUACCAAGGAAAACCCAUGGCAUCACACACAUCCUGCUGAAGUUAUACCACAGCUGGACCUUGUUCUGGGGGCUGUGUCACUAUGGCAACGACUACUGAAGCAGGGCAGUGUGUACAGCGUUUCUGUCGAUACCUUCUUGUCCACUCUGACUUCAGUUUACUCCAACAUACUGCCUGAGCGGACCAGUAACAUGGCUGACACAGUGUUCUUGCAUCUAGCAGAGCGAGUACUGGGUCAGCGACUACCACAGCGAAGAGGGAAGAGAGACAAAGUCAUAGUGACACUGUUUCAGCUGUGGAGUUACCUAGAGGUCAAUGGCGUCAGUGACAUGGAAAGGCACAUAACUGAGCUGGCAGAAGAAGUGUGGCUUGUCCAGAGCUUGGCAUCAUGUGACCAGGAUGUGAUCGUCCACACUCUGCAACAUUCCACACAGUUCAGUCUGAGGAGAGAAGGACUACGCGCUGUUGCCAAACUACUGAAAGAACCACAAAGCAAAGUGUCAGCCUCUGCCAGCUCUGUACUUAGGAACCUUACCAGCCAACCCAGACAGAGAGAACAGGCUUUGGUCAGCUGUCUGGAGCUGCUGGAAGAUGAAGAUGUGGAAACCAGAGUGUGUGGUUGCAAGGCCUUAGGCUGUCUAAAGGCCAAAGAAAGCAUCGAGCAGCUAGUGUACCUUUGUCGUACAGACAAGGAGGAAGUCCGAGAUGCCGCCAAACAAUCUCUGCUUGUAUUUGGAGAGGAGGGGAGGAUGGCCCACAGACAUGUGGAGAUGUCUCAGGAUACCAUGCCAAGACUGUUCGCUCCUGGAAGCAUGGCCAGCACUGCAUUCUAGCAUAACACACAGGGCCAAAACUCAUUUAAUAAUAAAAAAUAAAUGUUAUGUCCAGGUCUACUAACACUUACACUGACACAACAUUAUAGUAUACAUCCUACUUUUCUUCCACCCCAUCAUUACCACUAACACUUAUCCACUUAUGACAUUUAUGAAAUAUACAAUAGAACCCUAACAGUCUGUAAGAACACUGUGAAAUGAUGUGAACAUCAUCAGCUUUAUCAGGUAAACAGCAUGAGCUUAAAUGAGUCAGACUGUAAAGACAAAUGUGUGAGCAGAUGUGAGUGGAGGGAUGAAGAUAUUUGGAUGUUUAGAAAUCAGAAGGAAAUACUGUUUGAUAUUGUAGGCUUUGAUAAUAUACUGUGUGCCAAAGAUUUUGAUAUGAAAGCUCUGCAUUGAAAACUGCGUUUGACAGGUUGAAGGUUCAAACCAGGAGGCUUAACUACAUUUAACUGCAUCAUUCACUAUGAUAGUGCAACUAACCUGACUAUUCUUUAAAUUGCGUUGAUUCUGAUACCUCUAGAGGACAGUUUUUAUCAAGUCUUUCCCAGUUUUGAAGUGAUGUACUGUACCCCACUGUGUUUUUGGCAGUAACAUUUGCAGUGUGCACAUAAUCUUUGAAUUCAGGAGGCAUCGUCUUCCAGAGAAGUUUGACACCUUAUAUAAUACUAAAAUAGUGUUAUUAUUUCUAGUUUUGGUACAACGUGAUGGACCACACUGACCAACAUAAUUUAAUUAAUUAAUUUAUGUACACAGUGUAGUAAUAUUUUGCAAUUACUAAACACA